Molecule: messenger RNA, 1822 nt
Organism: Carassius carassius (crucian carp)
Lineage: Eukaryota; Metazoa; Chordata; Actinopteri; Cypriniformes; Cyprinidae
Product: serine/threonine-protein phosphatase 2A 56 kDa regulatory subunit gamma isoform
Exons: 14
Coding region: 163-1710 (515 amino acids)
Biological process (GO): protein dephosphorylation; signal transduction
Cellular component (GO): cytosol; protein phosphatase type 2A complex; nucleus
Molecular function (GO): protein phosphatase activator activity
Source: RefSeq, a predicted model, not a curated record
GGGCUCGCAGCUCCUGAUGACAUCAGCCAGCAGUCGGUUCCUCCAGCACACAGCUUCAUUUUCUGCUCAGCUUUUGUGUUCAAAUGGAGUCUGCUCUGGUGCUGUAGGAGCUUCUGUGUUUUAUCUGCGGCGUGCGCUGACAUGCAGCUCGUCUGAGGCAGGAUGGUGGUAGACGCUCCUAAUCCCAACGGGCCGUUCCCGCCGGUGGCGCUCACGCACUUCAGAGAUGUGGCUCCGGCCGAGCAGGAGAAGCUCUUCAUCCAGAAGCUGCGUCAGUGCUGCGUUCUGUUCGACUUCCUGUGCGAUCCGCUCAGUGACCUGAAAUGGAAGGAGGUGAAGCGGGCGGCGCUGAGCGAGAUGGUGGAGUACAUCAACCACAAUCGCAGUGUGAUCACGGAGCCCAUCUACCCAGAGGUGGUGCACAUGUUUGCGGUGAACAUGUUCAGGGCUCUGCCGCCCUCAUCGAACCCCACGGGAGCAGAGUUCGACCCGGAGGAGGACGAACCGACUCUGGAAGCAGCGUGGCCUCAUCUACAGCUGGUGUACGAGUUUUUCCUGCGGUUUCUAGAGUCGCCCGACUUCCAGCCCAAUAUCGCAAAGAAAUACAUUGACCAGAAAUUUGUGAUGCAGCUUCUGGAGUUGUUCGACAGUGAAGAUCCACGAGAGAGAGAUUUCCUGAAAACCACCCUGCACCGAAUAUACGGGAAGUUUCUCGGGCUGCGCGCUUACAUUAGAAAGCAAAUUAAUAACAUAUUUUACAGGUUUAUUUACGAGACGGAGCAUCACAACGGAAUCGCAGAGUUACUGGAGAUCCUGGGCAGCAUCAUCAACGGCUUUGCUUUACCAUUAAAAGAGGAGCACAAGAUCUUCCUGCUGAAGGUGUUACUGCCGCUGCAUAAAGUGAAGUCUCUGAGCGUCUAUCACCCGCAGCUGGCGUACUGUGUGGUUCAGUUCCUGGAGAAGGACAGCACGCUCACUGAACCGGUGGUCAUGGCUCUCCUCAAAUACUGGCCCAAGACUCACAGUCCGAAGGAGGUGAUGUUCCUCAACGAGCUGGAGGAGAUCCUGGACGUGAUCGAGCCGUCCGAGUUCGUGAAGGUCAUGGAGCCGCUCUUCCGUCAGCUGGCCAAGUGUGUGUCCAGUCCUCACUUCCAGGUGGCCGAGAGAGCGCUUUAUUACUGGAAUAACGAGUACAUCAUGAGCCUCAUCAGUGACAACGCAGCCAAGAUCUUACCCAUCAUGUUCCCGGCGCUUUACCGCAACUCCAAGAGCCACUGGAACAAGACCAUUCACGGCUUGAUCUAUAACGCACUGAAGCUCUUCAUGGAGAUGAACCAGAAGCUGUUUGACGACUGCACACAACAGUUCAGAGCCGAGAAGAACAAAGAGAAGGCCAAGCUGAAGGAGAGAGAGGAGGCCUGGAUGAAGAUCGAGAACCUGGCCAGAUCAAACCCACAGUUCACUUUGUGUGUUGAUCCGUCUGCACUAAACAGUCCUGUAGAAAUGGAGACUGAUGGUCCCUUUAUAGAAGAUGUUCAGAUGUUAAAAAAGACAGUGCAGGCCAGAGCCAUUCAGGGGGCGAGGGAGCAGAGGAAGGAGCGGCCGCUCGUCAGACGUAAAUCAGAUCUUCCUCAGGACUCCUUCACCACCAAAGCCUUGGAGACGCACCGGCGUGCCGAAGACAUGCUAACUAGCCACGACGGCCGCUAGCUCACGCCGCUCACGCUCAGGGAGGAUCCGGCUCUUCUGGACUCUUCUGUGGCUGGUUCCUCACCAUCGGUCCGGGCGGCGAGAACACACUCUCCAGCGCCAGAUCUGUGUU